Messenger RNA from Dendrobium catenatum, 1232 nucleotides. Its product is annotated as UPF0496 protein 4-like. Bases 165 to 1130 code for a protein of 321 amino acids. The record is from RefSeq and is a predicted model, not a curated record. NCBI's taxonomy places the organism in Eukaryota, Viridiplantae, Streptophyta, Magnoliopsida, Asparagales, Orchidaceae. The transcript has a single exon.
GGUUCCCGUAUUCCGCCGGCCGUUACAUCCCAGUUUCGCGCUUUCUUCUUACCCCCUUCCCAUAUGCUCCGCCCUUCAAUUAUUUAUUUCCGGCUUCGCAGCGGCGAAAUCCCCAACUUCUUCCCGCACAGGAGAGAUCGGGUUUUCCGUGUCGUUUCGGCCCGAUGUUUCUGACGGAGAAGCAUUCGUCCCCUUUUUCCCUCUUCUUCUCCUUCAACGCUAAAAAGACGCCCGCCGGCGGCGUCUCAAAGCCAUUUGAAGAAACCCUAAUCAUUCGGCUGAGUUCCCUCCUCCCGAUCCCCGACUCCUCGCCAUCAAUCCCUCUAACGUGGCUCUCCCGCGCCAUAGAUCUGCUAACCCAAACUCUAGCUGACGCGACCGCGAUCAUCUCAGAUCCCUCCCUCUCCGUUACUGAUCGCGCCGCCCUCUCUUCUCACCUCGACUCCAGCGUCGCCCUCCUCGACGCCUGCAACGCGAUCUCUGCCGCAGUUGAUCACAUCCUUCACGGCCGCCUUCUCGUCCGCCUCGCCCUACACCUUAUCUCCUCUUCGUCGUCGCUCUCCCCCGAUCGACGCUGCCGCGUUCGCUCUGCGAUCGCGGAGUGGGAGGCUGCAGACGCCGCACCGGCACCGCCGUGCGACUCCAACGACCUCUCUCGACUUCGACCCAAGGAUCCGAAUCGCGGAAGGCUCACUGCCGUUCGCCGCGCUAUUUACGCCGUCGAGGCGGUCUCCGAUCUGGUGGCGAGAUCCACCCUUGCCUUUUUGGGGGAGAAAGGUGAUUUUCUUUCAGGAAUUCGUGUGUCUAGCGAUUUUGCAUGGGCGGCAGCGUAUAACGAGAUUGCCGCGAAGGUCUCGGCCAAGCUUUGUUGUGGGGAGAUCGCUGGCGAGGUCGAGGCGGCGAAGACUAGUGUGAAGAAACUGGCAGUAGCCGUGGACAAGGACGACGGCAGUGGGGAAGUAACAGAAGAGGUACGGGACGCCGUUCGGGGAGCGGAGGAGGCAAUAGAAGAGUUGACGGAAGGUUUGGAUCGAUUGGCUAACGCCGUUAACACCCUUUUCCGCGCGGCUUUGGAAACGAGAGAGGCAGCCCUUCAGUGCUUCAGGGUUGCGCCGGGAAGGUGUAAUUAGGAAUUAUCUGCCUUUUUUUAUGUCAGUGUAACGGGUAAUUCUCUUGCGCCAGCUAUAUCUUGCUUGAACUAAUAUUAAUGAAAAUCUGGGCUUUUACGGUAA